UCCGAGCCGCACCUGAAAGCAGCAGGCGCCGUGUUGGACGCAGGGAUCGGACCAUGGCGAGCAGAGGGCUGACGGAGGAGGCCGUGUCUGCCAUCUGCAAGGAGGGCGACCCCAUCACCAAGGACUUCAUGAUGCAGCAGACCAUGCUCAGGGUCAAGGACCCGGCUCGAUCUCUGGCCUUCUACACGGGAGUCCUGGGCAUGACGCUGCUGCAGAAGAUCGACUUCUCCUCCAUGCGCUUCACCAACUACUUCCUGGGCUACGAGGAGAAGGCCGACAUCCCCGAGGACGUGAGGGAGAGGACGGCGUGGACCUUCUCUCGCCGGGCCACCGUCGAGCUCACACAUAACUGGGGCUCGGAGAAAGAUGAAAACCUGUCCUACAACAGUGGGAACUCUGAACCGCGAGGAUUGGUCACAUCGGCAUCGCCGUCCCCGACCUCGAAGCCGCCUGCAAAGUGUUUGAGGAACAAGGAGUCACGUUUGUCAAGAGGCCAGACUCAGGUAAAUGAAGGAUCUGGCCUUCAUUCAGGAUCCUGACGGUUACUGGAUUGAGAUCUUAAGUCCUUGUAACAUGGUGUCCUUGAUGUUGCCGUAGAGAUUUUUGUGGUGAAGUGACCUCUUGAGGACGCGGUUGAAACUAAAGACGACUGAUUUUCACCUCCUUUCUCUUAUCUGUCCUCUUAUUGAACAUUUGCUAUUAAAAAAAUAAUACAGGC
Molecule: messenger RNA, 718 nt
Organism: Salarias fasciatus (jewelled blenny)
Lineage: Eukaryota; Metazoa; Chordata; Actinopteri; Blenniiformes; Blenniidae
Product: lactoylglutathione lyase-like
Exons: 6
Coding region: 54-539 (161 amino acids)
Molecular function (GO): metal ion binding; lactoylglutathione lyase activity
Source: RefSeq, a predicted model, not a curated record